Molecule: messenger RNA, 2501 nt
Organism: Camellia sinensis
Lineage: Eukaryota; Viridiplantae; Streptophyta; Magnoliopsida; Ericales; Theaceae
Product: heat shock protein 83
Biological process (GO): protein folding
Molecular function (GO): ATP binding; ATP-dependent protein folding chaperone; ATP hydrolysis activity
Source: RefSeq, a predicted model, not a curated record
AACUAAUAACUUCUCUUCAAGAACACCCGAGGAGAAAACCCUCCCCUCUCUCUACCUGUCACAUAUAAAACAACAAGCGUCACUCUCUCACAUCUAUCAACAAGAGUCCUUCACUCACUUCACUCUCUACUCUUUAUAUACGCAUACAUAUAGCUGCAUAGUUCUUGUGAUAAGAAUCAAUGGCGGACGUGCACAUGGGCGAAACAGAGACCUUCACUUUCCAAGCGGAGAUCAACCAACUCCUGAGUCUCAUCAUCAACACUUUCUACAGCAACAAAGAGAUCUUCCUCCGUGAACUCAUCAGCAAUGCCUCUGAUGCAUUGGAUAAGAUUCGAUUCGAGAGCUUAACCGACAAAAGCAAGCUUGAUUCUCAACCCGAGCUCUUCAUCAGGAUCGUCCCUGACAAGGUUAAUAAAACCCUCUCCAUCAUCGAUAGCGGUAUCGGAAUGACUAAAGCAGAUUUGGUGAAUAAUUUGGGGACAAUCGCGAGGUCGGGGACGAAGGAAUUCAUGGAGGCGUUGCUAGCAGGGUCUGAUGUCAGCAUGAUCGGUCAGUUCGGUGUAGGGUUUUACUCGGCUUACCUUGUGGCUGACAGGGUCGUCGUGACCACCAAGCAUAAUGAUGAUGAGCGGUACGUUUGGGAGUCUCAAGCUGGUGGGUCUUUCACUGUUAGGAGGGAUGUUGAUGGUGAGCCUCUGGGCAGAGGAACCAAAGUUACACUUUACCUCAAGGAAGAUCAGUUGGAGUACUUGGAGGAGAGGAGGUUGAAGGAACUUGUGAAGAAGCACUCUGAGUUCAUCAGCUACCCAAUCUACCUCUGGACAGAGAAGACAACAGAGAAAGAAAUUAGUGACGACGAAGAUGAGGAAAUCAAGAAAGAAGAGGGAGGUGAUGUUGAGGAAGUCGAUGAGGAGAAGGAGAAAAGCACCAAGAAGAAGAAGAAGAAGAUCAAGGAGGUGUCCCACGAAUGGGAGCUAAUUAACAAACAGAAACCUAUUUGGCUGCGAAAACCUGAAGAGGUCACCAAGGAGGAAUAUGCUGCAUUCUACAAGAGCCUGACCAAUGAUUGGGAGGAGCACCUUGCUGUAAAACACUUCUCUGUUGAGGGUCAGUUUGAAUUCAAGGCCAUCCUCUUUGUACCGAAAAGGUCACCAUUUGACCUCUUUGACAUGCGGAAAAAGAUGAACAACAUUAAGCUUUAUGUUCGGAGGGUGUUUAUCAUGGACAAUUGCGAAGAGCUCAUCCCAGAGUACCUCGGAUUUGUCAAGGGUGUUGUGGACUCUGAUGACCUACCUCUCAACAUUUCUCGUGAAACGCUUCAGCAGAACAAGAUCCUGAAGGUGAUCAGGAAGAAUCUUGUGAAGAAGUGCAUUGAGAUGUUCAAUGAAAUUGCAGAGAACAAAGAGGACUACAAGAAGUUCUAUGAAGCUUUUUCCAAGAACCUUAAGUUGGGUAUUCAUGAAGACAGCCAGAACAGGGCUAAGCUCGCUGAUCUUCUCCGCUACUAUUCGACAAAAAGUGGCGAUGAGAUGACAAGCUUGACGGACUAUGUCACUAGGAUGGAGGGGCAGAAGGACAUCUAUUACAUUACCGGUGAGAGAAAAAAGGCUGUUGAGAACUCACCGUUCUUGGGAAAGCUAAAGAAAAAGGGUUAUGAAGUGCUCUUCAUGAUUGAUGCAAUUGAUGAGUACGUUGUUGGUCAGUUGAAGGAGUAUGAUGGGAAGAAGCUGGUUUCAGCAACCAAGGAAGGAUUGACUCUAGAGGAUGACUCGGAGGAAGAGAAAAGGAAAAGGGAGGAAAAGAAGAAGUCUUUCGAUUCACUCUGCAAAGUGAUAAAGGAUAUCUUAGGAGACGGGGUGGAGAAGGUGGUUGUGUCUGGUAGAAUUGUGGACUCCCCUUGCUGUGUGGUGACUGGAGAAUAUGGUUGGACUGCGAAUAUGGAGAGGAUCAUGAAGGCUCAGGCUUUGAGGGACAAUAGCAUGAGCUCUUACAUGUCGAGCAAGAAGACAAUGGAGAUUAACCCAGAUAAUGGGAUAAUGGAGGAGCUAAGGAAGAGGGCUGAGGUUGACAAGAACGACAAAUCGGUGAAGGAUUUGGUAAUGCUGCUGUAUGAGACUGCACUUCUGACUUCUGGGUUCAGCCUUGAUGAGCCAAGCACAUUUGCUGCUAGAAUUCAUAGGAUGCUGAGGUUGGGUUUGAGCAUUGAUGAGAAUGUGAGUGGUGGUGAUGGUGAUGAUGCUGAUAUGCCUCCACUGGAAGAGGAGGGGAAUGAAGAGAGCAUGAUGGAGGAAGUUGACUAGUAAGAAAUGUGGUACUGGCCGUAGAGACGAAGAACUUGAAUUCUGCUGUGAUGUGAGAUCGGUUCAAAGCGACGUUUGUUAAUAGCUCCCUUUUGUUUGUUGUUUUUUUGAAGGUUUUUGUUUUUUUGUUGUUGUUUGGUGUCCUUGGGUCGUUGUCAAAUGUAAUAAUAAUCUAUGAACAACUUAAUAGUAGAUGAACGA